GUGUGUAGCUCAUUAAGCGUCCGACUUGUUAUUCUCCCGCUAUAUCGCAGCGGCUUUAAAAAUGACGCUUGGUACUGAAAAGGGUUAUUUUCUUGCCAUUUUCCUGGUAUUUUGUGCUUUUAUUGUCGCCUCCGUAGCUGAUGGGAUUCCGGAGGAAUGCCCCUUUACGUCACUAUCCUGUGGUUUCUCUGUCUUGGACAAUGGUGACACCAUCCAACUGGUUCAGAAGAGAGUAUCCGAUGAAGACAUUCGGUUGCCACCUGAGUUCGAUCGGGUUCUCACUCACAAACUGAUUUGUAAACAGCCAGAUUGCCUGUCAUCACCUUGUCUGAAUGGAGGUAGCUGUGUGGAGACACUUGAUGGAUUUGAGUGCAGCUGCCGGUCGGGAUAUUAUGGACCGGUUUGUGCCUGGACUUGUCCAGAUUCUUGGAUCUAUUUUCGAGGGAGCUGUUACGGCUACUUCUCUGAGGAGGCUAUAUUCGAGACGGCCCUAUCGAAUUGUCGUGGCGUCAAAAUAUCCGGAAGACGAGCAAACAUACUGUCCAUUCACAGCCGGGAAGAAUUGAAUUUUAUUUGGAACAUGGAAGGGAUAAACCCUUCCGUGUGGUUAGGACGCCGUCAACCGGGCGGAGGAUCAUUCGUAACGUGGACGGAUGGCUCACCAGUGGACUUCACCAAUUGGGCUCCAGGCCAACCCGAUACUGACAAACAAUGUGUCGGCAUGGACAUGGAUGACGGCAAAUGGCUUACUAGGAUGUGCCGUGCCUAUGCGAGAAGUUAUUUCUGCAAGAUCGAUAUCACCCUGUAAUCGAUUAAUGACAUAUUUUGACAUAGUCAAAUCAAAUCAGUUCGACGUAAAAUGUUAUAAUGAGCGAUAUUUACUUAAUAUGUAUUCUUACGAAUACUUCUUUUUUAUCAAGUCAAAUGAAUGAUUAAACAACUAUCUAUAUUUUAUGUUACUCGAAAAAAAAACCGUGUUAUAUAUUAACCAAAACAAGUUGAUGUAGAAGAAAUUCUCUGAGAGCUUCAAAGAAUAAGGAAAAAACAAGGUUUGAAGUUUGGGCACACUGAAACAUAACUUUCAGUCAAACUUACAAGCAGUAAAAAAUUGCGCAAAGAAAACUCUGGAUCUUAUCUUUUAUUUAACAUUCCAACCUCGCAUUUUGACAGUAUGAAGAAGAAGAAUUGCUCUUUCAGAUAAACUAAAUUUGCAUUUAUUUACGUUUGAAGACGAAGUUAUUACCGAGAACUUUCUUUGGCGACUUAAUUAUCGUUGGUUUUAGGGUGACUGGUCACAUAGAACAAGUAGUAGUAGCUUUAGCGCAUAGUCCCUAGUUUUCCGCUUUCUAAAAUGCAAAUUCAGUGUCCUUCGGCUUUCUUGACAUCAAAUAUUCCAUGUUCUUCGAUUUCUAACAAUCAUAUCCCGUGUUCUCCUGCGUUCCAACGCUAGUAUUGUUCUUAUGGGCAGCAUUAAUGAGACAUUUUUUUCGCAAUCGCGGCAGACGCUUUCUAUAACACAGGGUAUCUUUUGUCAAAAGCCCUUCAUAACAAAGCAGUCUUUGUCGAAAAUCGGUGAAUCAAAACAGCAGUGUUGUCCUAGAGACCGUUUCAUGAAAGUUGUCAGCAAUGACAAGUUGUCUUUCUCCGACAGUUACCAUAGUAACAGUCUUAGGCCAGUGCCACUCAGCCAAUCAAAACCAAAUAUUUUAUUGAAAUUGUCAGCACUGACAAUUUAGUCAGUGCUUACAGCUGUCAUUAAAUGCCUACCUGGGGGCCGUUUCAAAAGGCUGUUCCUAAGUUAAGAGUGAUUUUGAGAACGCCUGCAUGGUGAACCUUUCGUACGCGUGCAACCAUCGCCAAUGAACAUUUUGGUCUAUACCACUUACCACAAGAAAGGAUCACAGGUAGUUCUUAAAGUCACUCUAAACUUACGAACAGCUUUAUGAAACGAUCUCCUGGAAAAACGACAAGGGCCUAUUUGAAUUGUUUUCGUCCGGUCCGAAUCUAAGACGAUGUGCUGUUGCGGUUCAUCAAUUCUUCGACAAUGACUUCUAAUCUGUCCAUUGUGACUUGAGGGGCUUUUUCAAUAGAUUUAACGUUCCAGAAAGCGUCCGCGAAGUGGAUGCGAGAAUACGCUAUUACUUGUAAUCCGCCGAAAUAAUGCAAACAUAAUUUUUGUAAGCAAUUAUUACAAUUAAAUAAAGUUGCAAAUAUAUAUAUGUAGUGAAAAUCAUUGUCAUUAUCAAUAAAAUUUAAUAUAACUUAAUUGAACAAACAGAUUCAGGUACGCAUGAUGAAGAUUUGCAGUGGUAAUUACACAUUUAAAGUGACACGCAAUGAACGGAGGAUAGAAAAAAGGGAAAGAUGGCGAAGAGAGAGAGAAAGAAUAAAGACUAGGGAGAAAGAGAGUGAAAAGAAGAAGAGAAAAGAGACUUCAAGAAAGAUGAGUUGUUUGAAGGUUGUUUCUGCCCUUUAGCGCUAUUUAGAGUUUUAACAUGCAUCAAUUAUUUUCAAACAACUUAAUAAUUUAUUGAAACUCAAUAUUUCAGGAAUAUGCAAAUAAAUACCUGUCCGUUCUU
This is a messenger RNA of Lytechinus pictus (painted urchin), 2579 nucleotides long. RefSeq names its product brevican core protein-like. Bases 62 to 808 code for a protein of 248 amino acids. The transcript has 5 exons. The record is from RefSeq and is a predicted model, not a curated record. NCBI's taxonomy places the organism in Eukaryota, Metazoa, Echinodermata, Echinoidea, Temnopleuroida, Toxopneustidae. Gene Ontology annotation, molecular function: signaling receptor activity; calcium ion binding.